UAAUUCUAAUUCUAAUUCUAUUUUAUCCAUGGUUCCAUAUUUUCAUAUAUAUGAGUGCCUCUUCGCUUUGUUUUUUCUGUGUCUUCUCCUCCUUUCUUUCCAACUCUAAAUUUUCCGUUUCAAUUCCAUAGCCGUGAAAUUGAAUUUAACACAAUGCAGAGCUCACUGUAGACAGCAUUCAACUCCCUGUUUAAGAGCCCUUCAAAGACAAAAUAAUGGAAGCUGUGAAGCCCUUGACGAGGAGGUUAGUUUCACAUGUCAUUUUGGAUUUGGAUGGUACACUUCUGAACACAGAUGGCAUUGUGGAUGAUAUCUUGAAAGUGUAUUUGGUUAAGUAUGGUAAGCGAUGGGAUGGAAGAGGGGCACAAAAGAGAAUUGGGACAACACCUUUAGAAGCUGCAAAGGCCAUUGUUGAGGAUUAUGAACUCCCCUGCACAACGGAAGAAUUUAACGCUGAAGUUACACCGUUGUUUUCUGACCAGUGGUCUAAGAUCAAAGCUCAACCGGGUGCUGAUCGACUCAUAAAACAUUUGCGUAGCAAUGGCAUAAAGAUUGCAUUGGCUUCAAAUUCCCCAAGGGAAAAUAUAGAGGAGAAGAUCUCUUAUCACGAUGGUUGGAAACAAUCUUUUUCUGUAAUUAUUGGUGGUAAUGAAGUAAGAGAAGGGAAACCAUCUCCUGAAAUAUUUCUCAGAGCAGCGGAGAAGUUGAAUGCUGAAGCCUCAAAUUGCCUGGUCAUAGAAGACUCCCUGCCCGGUGUCACCGCCGGAAAAGCUGCAGGGAUGGAAGUUGUUGCUGUUCCAUCUCUUCCAAAACAGGCCAAUCUUUUCACUGCAGCUGAUGAGGUGAUCAAUUCUUUACUUGACCUGCGACCUGAGAAAUGGGGUCUCCCACCUUUCCAAGAUUGGGCAGAAGAUACUUUACCUGUUGAGCCUUGGUAUGUUGGAGGCCCUGUUAUUAAGGGGUACGGCCGUGGCUCAAAAGUGCUUGGGAUACCGACAGCCAAUCUCUCGCCAGAAUCCUUCUCAAGCAUCCUGUCACAGGUGGCAUGUGGAGUAUAUUUUGGGUGGGCUGGAUUAUCUACACGUGGUAUCUAUAAGAUGGUCAUGAGCAUUGGAUGGAACCCAUAUUUUGAUAACAGUGAGAAGACAAUUGAGCCAUGGCUGCUUCAUGACUUUGAUGGUGAUUUCUAUGGCGAGGAGCUCCGUCUUGUGAUUGUUGGCUAUAUACGACCAGAGGCAAAUUUCCCUUCGUUAGAAUCCUUGAUCGAGAGGAUCCAUGAGGAUGGGAGGAUUGCUGAGAAAACGCUUGAUCUUCCCAUCUAUGCGGAGUAUAAGAAUUCCCCAUAUCUUAAAUUUGCUGCUGGUGCACAGCAAAAAUAACAAGUGACAGUAAUAGUAAACAGGAUAUUGCUCAAUCUUUGUUGAGGUGUAGAAGCUGGAAAAGGCUCGAGUCGUGGUUGCUUGUGGCAUUCUUUCUAAUCUUGUUACUCUUAAGAGGGUAACAAAGCCAAAUUGCAUAUCUCAUUUAAAAGGAAAGGCUAAAUUUGCCUUAAGGUUGGUCAGGUUAUCUAAGAUCCUAUGAAUCAUAUAAAGAUGAAACUCCUGCAGUUGGAAUCAUCAGAAUUAAAUUAUAUUGGAGAUGACAUGAGGCAUUUUGUACUACUGAUACAUUUGUAGAUCCAAUUCAAAGCAGGCUGAUUUGAGGAUCGAGUAUUUUCCAUUUUUAGUUUUUUCAGUUAAUGUUUUUAUUUCUUGGCCAUGAUAAUCUUUGUGAGUUCUUUUAGAGCAGGAUAACUUACUAUUUUGCUUAAUGAAUAAUUAUGCUCUAGUUAAA
Molecule: messenger RNA, 1833 nt
Organism: Amborella trichopoda
Lineage: Eukaryota; Viridiplantae; Streptophyta; Magnoliopsida; Amborellales; Amborellaceae
Gene: FMN/FHY
Product: riboflavin kinase/FMN hydrolase
Biological process (GO): riboflavin biosynthetic process; FMN biosynthetic process
Molecular function (GO): riboflavin kinase activity
Source: RefSeq, a predicted model, not a curated record